This is a messenger RNA of Chanos chanos (milkfish), 4627 nucleotides long. It is a transcript of the gene prr36a, whose product is annotated as proline rich 36a. Lineage: Eukaryota; Metazoa; Chordata; Actinopteri; Gonorynchiformes; Chanidae. The coding region runs from base 461 to 3979 and encodes 1172 amino acids. The record is from RefSeq and is a predicted model, not a curated record. The transcript is spliced from 5 exons.
UUGGUUAAUCCCGUCGUUUUGUCCCUGUCCCCCCGUCGGUGCGCUUUUGGUAACUCCCUGAGAAUUAAUAUUGCAACCCCGGGGGAAACUGUUCCCGUCGCCUGAUUUCAGAACCUGUCCGGAGUCGUGCAGGGGUGUUUGAAAGACAUUUUCAGAAAUUUCGCGGUUUGGGGGUUUUCCAAUAGCUACUGAAUUACAGCCUGAGGGGCCUGGAGGGGCGUAGAGUUGUACUAAACCCACGCGAUUCUCUCACAUAGCUGAAUUCAUCAGUUCAACUGUGUGUCUUGGCGGCGUCAACUAAAGUCCAAGACGGAGGAAAAAGUCAGAAGGCGCAGCGGUGCACAUCAUUUCGACGGGUAGUUAUUAAGUUGGCCAACUGACCUUAAACCCUGGGUUCAGUGUGUGGCACUGAAUCCAGCAAGCACGUCCAAGAGCAAGUGAACGCCAGGCAGAGGAGGAGAUGAAACCUGAUGGGGUUGCCACGACUCCGGACGAUCCAGUGGAGGUCUUGGGGGCAGCGGAGCCCGUAGCUGCAGCCACAGCUAUGGAAGAUGAGCCUCAAGCAGACCAGACUCAAUCACCGCCACAGCCUGAAGAGACCAAAAAUGAACCGCAACCAGAAAUCCCAACAGAGCCCCCGGCGACCACGGAGACCAGUGGCAAGUCGACAGAUCCCAAAGGCAAGGGCAAAGCAACGGUGAAGGGAAAACCUGGCACAGUGGGCAACAGGACAAAUGGCGCUCCCAAUGCAGGGUCAAGGCCCAACACAGCUCAGAGCCGAUUGGCUAACGGGGUCCAGAGAUCAUCUGCAAACGAUGCGGCGAAGAAGACCUCCACCACUGCGGCGGAGAGGAAGAAGCCCACCUCGGCUACUGGACCCACAACUCCAGCUAAAAAGCCAGUUGGUACCGCUGCAACCACCACUUCAAAAACCCAGACCAAGGUGGGAGAGAAGAAGCUGAUAGGGGUCACCAGACCCCCGACAACCUCAUCUGCACCCAACGGGGCGAAAACGGCGACGGGACCUGGCACACCAACCAGGAGGCCACCUACUGGAAAUGCUGCAGCAGCAACCAAGCCAAAAACCACAGCAGCUCCCAGGACUGCAAACGCAACUGCUAGCAAACCGAGUGCUCCUGCUGCACCCAGGGCUGGAACAGUUCCCAAGACAACCAGGCCUGCCACAGCUCCAGCUUCCCGUCCUGCUCCCUCUGCCGCUACAGCGAAGGGUGCAACCAAUACAAUCAGGCAGCCUGCAUCAUCCAAAAUAGGAACUACAGCACCUUCUGCUGGUCGUACGGCAACAGUACAGCCUUCCAAGCCCUCAGCCACAAGUGGUGCUGCUAAAAGAGAUGUCAGCAAGCCACCCACCAGUGCACCGGCCAAGAAACUGGCUGCUCCGUCCACUCGUCCCCUGGGUGCCAAACCUUCCAAACCUGAGCCACCCAAAGCAGUCAGCUCCAAAGUUGAAACAGCUGCCAGACGACCUCCCCCUACCACCAGACCAGUUGAACCCAAAACACCUCGACCCAAACCAGCUGAAACCAAGACCACAACCAUCCGCAAAGUCCCCACCAGUCCUCGUAAUGCAGCUUCAAAACCUGGACUCAGCAAGACCUCCGCUGCCUCCCCAGGCCCCAAACAGGCCACAAAGCAACCAUCUAAACCUAUGCAGUCAGUUCAGCCUCUCGCAAGAGAACCUGACAAAGAGUCUACAGAACUUGCGGCAGCUGCAGCAGCUGUAGCAACUGCUGCAAUAGCAACAGCUGUCGCUGUAGCAGCCAGCAGUGGGGUUCCUGAGGUUGAGGCAGCUUUAGCUGUAGGUACUGAGGCAGUCUCAGGUGAUCAGACCUCUCUUACUGUUGCAAGACAGGAGGCUGCUGAGUCACAGGUGCCCAUGACAGAAGUCCCUGGUUUAGAGCCUGUAUCACCUGCAGAGCCAGCAACUGUUGAAAUUCCAACUGAGGCUGCAGCAGCUCAAGUGGGAGCUCCUCCUGUGGUAUCACCACCAGCUGCCCAGGCCCUUUCACCCGAUCAAGGCUUAGAGGAUGUAACAGAAAAGAAGGAAACUUCAGCCACACAGGAAGCAUUCAAGGAGGCUGCUUUUCCAUUUGAGCUCCCAACACCAGCCUCAGUGCCCCCUGUGAGCCAGGUGGUGGUAGAGAAGGCAGAACAGGAGAUCAACAAUGAUGAUGAAGAGGAGGAAGAAGAGAAAGAGGGCAGUCAGCAGGUGUCAGUGUCUGAUAUGAGUGGCACCCAACCCACUGAGGAGUCCCGACCUGGAUCAGCAGGAGUGGCAGGAUCAAUGUGGCGUGCUGGUGCCUUGCUCUCAGAGUUUGACUCAGAGGAUGUGAGCUGCAGCCAGCAGGGGGCAUCAGAGCUGAGUGCUCCAGGUGUCCUGGAAGGCACAGAAAGCAUGGAUGACUUGGGUGAUGCCAGUCUGAAGGGUGCUGAUGGUGAGGGGGUGUCUGCAGGAUCGCCAGACUUUGAGAAGGUCCCUGAUAUUCCUGCCAAUGAGGACGAAGAGGAUGAGGAUGAGGAUGACGAAGACCGUGUUUGUGACAUGGAGGUGGGCUCAGAACGUGCAGAAGACCCCCGUCAACAGCGCCAAGAUGGUGAUGAUGAAGAGGAAGACGAAGAUGUGGAGAUGGCUAGUGAAGGCGUGACUGAGAGCGGGCUAGAGAGUUAUGGGAAUGCUGAUGAGGAUGACUUUGCUGAAGAUUACAAGCUGGACAACCUAAAUCGUGUCCAACCACCUCCUGUGAUCCCCACAGCUCCCCCUGCUGCACAGUGGGCCCAGACAAAUCCAUUUGCUGAUUCCUGGGCCCAGCCGCCACAGUCUGCCUCGAUGUUCCUCUCAAGUCCAACUUCUGACCCCUGGCAGGGAGAUUCUGAGACCCCUACCCAGUCUCCGGCUCAAGCGUGGCUGGAGAUGGGUUCCUCUGAAGGGGGGUCAUCUUCUCCACACCCUCCAGCCCAAACAGAGCCCUCAUCCAAGCCACCUGAAUCUACCACCUGUGGGGACACUACUGGUUGUAAGCCUGGUCUUGUACCCCCAACCCGUGGCAUGUCCCAGUCCAGUACCCUAAGUGGUACUGAGCUAGCUGCUCACAGCAGCAGUGACACGAGUACUCCUGAAGAGCUAAAGGAGUACAACAGUAACUCGGGUGUGGAAAUCCACUCUGAAGGCCAUCAGCAACAGCCGACUCCAGUUCCCAAUGAACUCGUUCCUGGUGUUGUGCCUGAUAUUGUGCAGGACUUGGCAAUUCACGAAGAACGCAUAAAGGAAGAGGAAGAACCUGAGACCCUGCCUGCAGAUGAGGUACUUGGUGGUACAGGAACAGCCCCCACCUCUGCACCAUCUUCAUCCUCCUCUGCCACAGAGGAUGAGGUCAGUGAGACAGAGGGUGAGAUGCAGAUCAGUGAGCCCCAAGUUGGCAUCUGCAAUGAGGGCUUUGAGGCACCACCUGCUACCCAUAGUCUGUCUGCUCUGGAAGAGCAUGAAGAGAUGGGUGGGGAGGUGGAGGGGGGCAGUGACACUCCACAAUCUGCCACGUCAGCAGCGUCCUAUGGCUUUGACUGCACCACCUCCAAUUCCAAUGCCCAUUCUAUGGCCGAGAGCUGCGGCAAAAGCCCCGGUAUCUUCUCCCUGGAGAAUGAGGAGCAGCUUCCAGAAGAAGCCAAGGAUCCAUCACUCAUCAAGGAACUUACCUUGACAUCUGAGUCCACCCCAGAGCAACCUGUCCAGGAGAAGAACCUGCUAAAUCUGGAAGGGGAGGAGCAACACUACAUGCAGUGUGGGAAAGCAGGUGAGGAGCUUCCAGAAUCAUGCUCUAUUGGGGCUUUGCCUCUAGAUCCUGGUAUGGUUCCCUCAUCCUCCCCUCAACACCCUGCACAAGACCAGGACCAAGAUACCCAGCCUCCAUAUUACUCAGCUAUAUGCGAAAAGACUGAUAGCUCCUUGGCAGGUAACGUAUAGAUCUGCACUUUGAAAUGCACCUUCCACUAUCUCUUGAUGUCGUAGUUUGUCUGGGUUCUCCUUAGCCCUGGUCAAUGUCUUAAUAAAGUGAAACAAUGGGAGAAAAGGGUAAAAUUUAAGAAUGGAGGGAAGAAGAGAUUUCUAGGUCAAGAACAGUGGUGCCAUGCCCAAUAAAACAUCGCUAUUACAAUAACAAUUACAAAUAUAUGGCUUAAAAUUCCUGUAUGUGCAAUAGCUACUAUUUACUAUAAAACAGUUGUCUUUUUAAUACAUAGUAACACUGCAUAUUGUUCAAAACUGGCAUGAAUUGACUGGUUUGUUGUGAAAUUCCCUUAAAAACAAAACAAACAAACAAAAAAAAGAAAUGAAACAAGGAACUGUGGAAUGAACUUUUGAUCAUCUUCUGUAUUUAUCCAAGCCUUUUUAUUGAAAAAAAAAUUGCUUUUUUGGUUUUGUUUUGUAUUGAUAUUUGUUUGUCUUUUCUUCCUUUUGGAGUCUACUGGUAUUUUGUCCUCCAUAACUCUCCCCAUUCAUCCCUUCUUUCUCUCCUGCACUUUAGGGUCAGUUCACACUGUACCCUUAAUGUUUUGCUCUUAUUUUUUUUUUUUUGAGUACUUAUUAUUUUAGCUUUAAAUAAAGGUUAGAUAU